This is a messenger RNA of Erpetoichthys calabaricus (reedfish), 6070 nucleotides long. RefSeq names its product astrocytic phosphoprotein PEA-15. Gene Ontology annotation, molecular function: protein binding. The record is from RefSeq and is a predicted model, not a curated record. The transcript is spliced from 5 exons. Lineage: Eukaryota; Metazoa; Chordata; Cladistia; Polypteriformes; Polypteridae. Bases 340 to 732 code for a protein of 130 amino acids. Gene Ontology annotation, biological process: regulation of apoptotic process; MAPK cascade.
GCGCGCGACACAGUGAAAGCACGAGCGGAGAGAGCGAGAGACAGACGGAGACAAAAAGGCGUUUCCUCCGAAACUGAACACUCCAGUCCUGUCCUGCGGAUUAAACACUUCCAAGAGACCCGAAAACGGUAGAAAAGAAAGCUGAAAACAGACCGGACAGCGCAAUUCUCCGGUAGAGUAAGAAUCGGCAGUCCCCCAUCUUUUCAUAUUGACGAUCAGGUGGAGGGAGAUAGCAUCUGGACAAUUCGGGGACCCAAGAAGAAGCAGGGAAAAUUGCCUGGUGUCAUCAAGUUCUGAAUCGGCCUUUUCAAGUGAGAGUGGCACUGAAGAAGAAGCAUCAUGUCAGAGUAUAGCUCUUUGCUCACAGAUCUUUCUGGAAACAUUACAAAUGAAGAUCUUGAGCAGCUUAAAUCUGCUUGCAAAGAGGACAUUCCUGAGGACCAAGGGGAGAGCAUCACUUCGUCGGCAGAGUGGUUCAGUUACCUGGAGAAGAACAACAAGCUGUCACAGGAUAACCUGUCAUACAUUGAGCACAUUUUUGAAAUCUCCCGGCGCCCUGACUUGCUCACUCGUGUAGUAGAAUAUAGGACAACUGUGCUAAAAAUAUCAGAAGAUGAUGAAAUCGACACAAAACUGACACGCAUUCCAUCUGCAAAAAAAUAUAAAGAUAUAAUACGCCAGCCAUCAGAAGAAGAAAUCAUUAAACUAGCUCCACCACCAAAGAAGGUGUGAGGACAUCGUUCUGCGUCAGCUGUCUACUCUCCUUGUUCCUUUCUCCUUUUUACAGUGGCAUACACAAUACACGUACAUGCACACACACACACACACACACACACACCCUCACACACCCACAUGCAUGUGUCAGACCAAAUCCCUGGACCAUUCAGCCUAACGUAGUUGGACACAGCUAAUGUAGGAAAUAGGAAAGUCUUUCCUUCAUGUCGCUCAAAUGUGCAUCAAAAAACAAUAUUUUUAAUCGGUAUUCUUGUCUUAGGUUUCAGAAAACAAGAAACCCCUGUCAUUUGUUCCUAUUGAUCAAUUUCAUUACAACAGGACCAAAAACUUGAUAAGUAAGGCAUUGGAGGCACAGACUUAAGUGUGCGUUACCUGUUUGCUUUCUAGUGGUCAGCUGCACCAUGAGUAAAGAAAGUAAAUGUCCAGAAGCUGCAGUUUAGGGCAGAUGCCACUAAAUCACAAUGGUGUUAAUUUGGCAGGAGGGUUAAAGCUAAUCUGAAAGAGAACCACUUGGCAUAAAAAUUAUAUCAAAAUCCAAAAAGAUAUAUUUUUAGUAUCAGGUUUUUGUGCAAGUGAAUGCAAAGGUGAAUAGACUUGAGACACUUAGUUAGUCUGUUUAUUCAAAUGAAUAAAAAGCCAUAGAGUUCAUUUGAGGAAUAGAAUUUGAAAUCUGAAAGGGUACAGUUCAAUCGCUGUCUAAGAGUACUUGUCCUUUCAGUUGUCUUCAGAAAUACAUAUGCAGUAUUGCAAGCCUUUAUCUUUGGGGAAGUUUUGUUGGCCAUCGCUGUACCAACUACAAUUAUUCUGGGAACAGAAGGAAGGAAGCUGGGAGUGGUCAUGUGAUAUGGUGGAUGUGUGCGUGUGUUUGCAUGAAUUUGCAAACAAGAAAAUGCAACAUUUUGGAUGCCAGAGUUCAGCUUUUGUUUCCCUCAGUUGCCGUUUUACCACUGUGUACAACAACCCGCUGCGCCCAGCCUAGUUAAUAUCGGAUGCUGGCAGGUUGAUGAAUUACUUAUUCUGUGAUAAUUUCAUCCGUUUGUUAGCUAGCUAAUGUAAUUUUUUAUGUAACCUUUAACUUUUCAGCGAGAACCCAUGUGCCAAGGAAAACUUUUAUAUUGUGUUGUGGUAAAAAAAAAAAAAAAAGAAAAAAAAGUCUAUGCAAAAUAUUGAAAACAAAUUGUCUUUUCAACAUUUCUCAGAUGCUACCUUAGUCCUCAUAGACAAUGCUGUCUCACUUUUCACUACCAAUGUGAAGUUAAUCUUGCUGGAUAAAGUGGUGUUAUUAAAAGCAGAAUUGUUUUUAAUGUUAUUAACUAAAAAGUAAAACAUUGUUAACAUCCAGAAAAAAGGUGAGAGUAGUGUUGAAAAGAAGUGGAGUUUCUAGAUUCUCGGUUGUGUUUCGGUGUGCAUUUGAAUUGGGAGGUUCACUGAGACAGUUGCUUUUGUCUGUAAUUGAGUCUGAAUAUCAGCAGCAAUAGUGGACCCCUGUGAGGCAAGCUGGCAAACACCAUGUGUACCAGUCUCAGGAAGGGCACGGUGCCUUCCCUGAAUAACAUCGCUCAACCGACUUACACACACGCCUGCCGAAAAAAGACUUUAUCUCACUCUACGCCUGUAUAUGUAUCCCCUUUUUUGUAUUAACUAAAACCUGGUAUUUAAAUCGAUUUAAAACAAUGGAUUCCUUCCUUUAUUUUUGUUUGAUAAUUCUAGAAUAAAACUUAUAUUGCAAUUAUAUGAUAAAAUCUAUAUUUUUAUUGUAUAAUUUAUACAUAUUUAUAUCAAUGGGGGGAGGGGGGGAGUGACAAAUGGAUGAUUCUCUAAGUUUAUUAUUAUGAAAACCCAAAAUGCAGGGUGGUCAUCAAGUCCCCGUCUAUUUAUGUGGCGACAUUAAUGUUACAGCAGAGAAGUAUAAUACUCAUGUCAUACUAGUGUCUUCUUCCUAUCAUAGUAACCAGCAAAUAUAAGCAAAUCAUAACUUAAAUGGUAGAGAGCAGAUUAGUACUGGGUAGACAGCAGUGUAGCGCUAAUAGAGUGGAAGAAGUGAGGGGAUGAGAAAGGAAAGAGUGAGACAGGGAGAGAAAGAAGGGCAGAUGUGAUUUUCAGAAGGGACAAGAAGAAUGGGUUGUGUUCUGGUUAUAGCCUAAAUUCUGACCCUUAGCCUAGAUCAGUGUGUUCAUAAAGCAUUAUAGAAUGGCACUAUACAGUAAUAUUCUAGCCAUGCGUCUAAAACCCAUUUAGUUUUGUGGUGCAGUCGGUGCUUGUGAUGAAUUGUCUUUGGUUUUAGGACCACAAACAGAAUGGCAUUCAUUUCUUGAUAGAAGGCUUCUUGUAAUGUGAACUCAGACUGUCCAGUUACUCACGGCAGACUGGAUGUUUGGCUUGUUUCUUUUUUACUCUCUGUACGUUUUCCAGCAGCUAAUCUGUGCUUGCUUUAUAUAUAUUUUUUUCCGUAUAGAUGCAAAAUGAGACCUUUGUGGGUAAAGUUUAUUUCAUUGAACCAGUCAAAGCAGUGUUAUGUACAUCAAACGCUUCAAUGUUUAUUCUUGCCUUAAUGGCUGUCUUUCUUUUGGGAAGUAUCUUUUUGGUCAUCACAUAGAAGAGGAAAUUGUCAUUUUAUUUUUCCUUUCUGAAACGUACUUGUGUGGCAUUACUGUAGGUAACUAAUAAUACAUGGGACGGGAUCAACAAAUGUACCAUGCAUACAUACUUUCGUACUGCUAGAAUAGAAAGCUCAAAGAUGUGCGUAAAUGAUCUCAGAUGUACUAAAUUUGCAAGUUAGUAUCGCUGCAUGUUCAUCAUGCUACAGUUAGGGUGCCUUUUGAGCUGAAUUUAGAGCUGCUUAGUGCUCACUAAACUUGUCAGGACAGUACCGUGUUUCAGAAGCAGAGCACUUAAUGCCCCAUCAGAUGGAGCGACACGUAGCAGUGAAACUAACAACAGUAGAAACAGUAGAUUUCAGUUUUCUUGUUAUUGUGGUGUGGUGUGUGUGUAAGCACACAAAGCAUUUUCCUGGAGUCAAAUCAAGCUUAGCGCAGCGGCCCGAUCUGAAAAGCAUUUUCUGACCAUACUGGAAUGAAAUUCCAGCCUGCUCGAAAAAUAGAUUUGAAAAGGAAGGAGCUGGGGCUGUCGUUUGCUGUCUCGACUUUGAUUAAUUGAACUUAGGCCGUGAGUUUUAUUUCUGAGGCUGCACAGCCUUCGUAAACGACAUGCCUUUAAGAUUUUUUAUGAUUUCUGGAGUAUAACAAUUUCAUUUAAGCAACGUGCCAUAAGGAGUAUACUCGAAAGAAGUCAUUUUUUUUAAUAACACAACCACUUCAGACAUGUUACUUACAGCUAAACAGACAAAUAUACAGAAAUGUAUUAAGUAAACUGCAAAUGCACAAUGCAUAUACACCGAUACUCCAGUAGUAUAUACUCCUGCAAAGAGUUCAUAUUGUACACCAGUGCAUGUGUGUGUAUAUAUGUAUGUUUGUGUCGGUGUACACACACUCCAGUCUAAGAUUAUGGGAAGUGGGCUCCAUAUUUGCACAUUAUUUGUACCUUCACACCCAUCUGUCUUUAUUUUUUUGGAGACUGUUGGGUAUGUAUAAUGUCUAUCUGAAGAAGAGUCUUUAUAUUUAUAGCUGCACACCUUCAUUGUUAGCAGGAGGGAGCCAUGCCUGCCCUAUUCCUUUAAUUCCUGUGUAGGAUACAAGCAGGCGACAACACCGGCUGCGCAACGCUUUGCUCUCUUUGACCUACUGACAAGCCUCGUUUUCUUUUUUUCCGCACUUUCGAAGAUGUCGUUCUCAAACACUCUUGACACAUAGCACUGCAAAGGGAGCCAAAAAGUGCUUCUCAUUGAAAGAAUUAAAAAAAAAAUACCAAACUUACACGGUGUGGACAUUGCCUUUAUUAUUAUUAUUAUCAAAACGGCUUACCUGUCCUCCAUAGUCUAUUUUCUGACAAAACCUACUUGUAUGAAUAAGUGUGUGCUCCUGCCAUAAAACACUGAAAUAAUCAGUUUGGGAGAAUGAGAAAUCUUACUGAUUGACGAUUUAAAAAUCCCCCAAGAGACCGCGAAUAUCACAGGAGGACAAGUGGUGCCAGCGCGAGUAGCCAAUGAAUAUGCAGAGGACACUUUGUGACAGUUUGCAUGUGUGUGACUACACAGAAAUCACAUUUGUAUUAUCAGAAAGUUUUUUUUUUUUGUAAACAGAAGCCACGUGUAAAGAGCAGGGGACAGAUGGAAGCUCUAAUGACUGGAGCCCGUCAUGGCACCAACAGGUCAGUCUCCUCACAAAGACACACACACAUGCGUAUGCGCUGCUUGUAGUAUUACGUCAUAACUGAUUUAAAGCUUAACUGUAAGACACACACAUUUUGACUUUAAGGAAAAUGCUGCAUUAAUAAAAUAGAUAAAUAAAUAAAACAAAAACGAGCUACCAGUAUUUUUGACGCGUGUCAUCUUUGUUGGUUGUAUCCUGGACAGGAUUCAGAAAAGUGGGGAAUUGGCGAUAUUUUUCAUUCAUUUGGAUCUGUUUGAAGCUGUCAUUUGGGUGUCGUUGCUGUCUGUUGUAUUUCUCUGGUAAUGUAGGUUUUGUGCAUCACAGUCACAAGCUGCGGCCAAGUUUGACUGCACAGGGUCAUUCAUUUAUAACCAGCAGUUGCAAACGUAAAAUAUAAAUGGCUUUUGAACAAGUUUUCUUCUUCUUCUUCUUUCCUUUUAAAGUCUUUGGCUUUUGGAUAGGAUCUUCCCAUUGGUGGGCUGUUGUGCUUCUUGUGGAUGAAAGACUAUAAACAUGUUUUUUUUUUCCAAAUGCUGUGUAUUUUGUGUUGCUUGCUUGUGGCUAGUUUUGUUGUUUAUAGGAGAAACAGUGCUCUCUAAUCUACGUAACACAUGCUGACCAGAGGACAUGGGGUGGAGGCCAUACUGGCUCAUUGUUCAUGUUGGCAGAGUGCCCAGGAGAGCUGGAAGACAUGCAGAUUUGGGGUCGACCUGCACAGAACUCACACACACUAAUUCUAGUAUUAGGAAAUGGGACGCUGUAGAGUGUAAAAUCAGAGGCCUUGGGUAAUUCGGAAGCUUCAGGGUAAAGCCAUGAUCAUGUCGUGACUAGUUACAUUGGGGCCGUCAUGAAUUUUGAGUUUUCUUGCAAACGCUUUCCACUAUGCAGUGCUUUCUGUGACGAUUCUGAGAGCUGUACGUGAAGGCAGGCCCGCAAGAUGCUGAGGCUCUGUGGGACAUGAAGCAAGCACAGAGCACUGUUUUCAGAAACAUUAUGUCAAAAGUAUGAAUGUUUCUCCAUUUAUUGUGCGUUUUCUGUACUAAAGUUGUUUACGAGAAAAACAAAAA